Molecule: messenger RNA, 753 nt
Organism: Vitis vinifera (wine grape)
Lineage: Eukaryota; Viridiplantae; Streptophyta; Magnoliopsida; Vitales; Vitaceae
Product: RING-H2 finger protein ATL51
Exons: 1
Coding region: 52-552 (166 amino acids)
Molecular function (GO): zinc ion binding
Source: RefSeq, a predicted model, not a curated record
ACAACCCUCUGGUCUUCAAAUCCUCAAUAUUUUCCAAAAGGAAAAGAAAAAAUGCCCCAUAUCUCAGCCUUUCCUUCUUCGCUUCUUUCAUUCUGUAUUUCCAUCUUCCAUGCCGUACUUCCCAAAGUCUUUCCAGGGUCGAUCGUGUCAAGCUACAUGGUUCUACCCACGACCCAUUUGAGUCGGGCGUGGAAUUUGUUGAUUCACCACUUCUCCUCUGCAGCUUACACACUUGAUCACAUGCCAGGAAAUGACGAUGAACAACCCAGCAUAAGCCAGUAUAAGGUCAAGUUAGGCUGUGAGGAGGGAGAAGAAUGUGCUGUGUGUCUAUGCAAGAUUGAAGCAGGAGAGGAGAUCAGAGAAUUGAGAUGUGACCAUCUCUUUCACAGAGUUUGCUUGGACAGAUGGCUUCAAUAUAAGCGCGCAACCUGUCCACUGUGCCGCGGCUCUCUUGCACCGCGUAGAGCAGUCGGAGAGCUUGGUGAACAAACUCUAGUGUUUAGGUUUUGUUCUCUCAGUUCCAGUGACCGGUGUAAUUGGUGGCUACGGUAAGUCAUAGCCACAUACAACCAGUUCAUUUCAUAGAAUGAAUCCCCAAGUUCAUCUGUGGGUAGUCUUAUAUAUAUAAGAGCUAAUUCACCAAGGCAUGCACAGGCAACAUUGGCACUUUUCCUUUAUUAAUUAAUAGGCAGCUGUUCACUGGUUUUCAACUUGAUUUCUAUAAAUGAUACAUAAAUACCUCCAAAUUCUUCA